CGGGCGUGGCGUGUCUCCUACUCCCACAGAGAGGAAGACUCAUUCUUGAGUAAUUUUACUCCGCAACACGUUUUAGGAAACACGGCAGAAAACUUUGAAUCAAGAACAGGGCAAUGAUCACGGCUGCAGAGUAUGGCGAGACAUCGUGGGAGCUGUCUGUGCAGGUGGAUCAAAAAGAUGGAGAUGAGUCCAUGAAAUUUAAGCUGAGGGUGAAGGGAGACCUGCACAUUGGGGGCCUCAUGCUUAAGUUAGUGGAGAAAAUCAAGGCUCCUCAGGACUGGUCAGAUCAUGCCUUAUGGUGGGAACAGAGGACGUGCUGGCUGCUUAAGACACACUGGACCCUGGACAAGUAUGGAAUUCAGGCUGAUGCUUUCCUACGCUACACGCCCCAGCACAAACCCCUGCUGCUGCUUCUUCCCAAUAUGAAGACCAUCAAAAUGACUGUCAGCUUCUCCAAUGUGGUUUUCAAGGCUGUGGCAGAAAUCUGUCAACUGCUCAACAUCAGGAGACCAGAGGAACUGUCUCUGCUGAAGCCGCCAGAUGAUCCAUCCAAAAAGAAGAAGAAGAAAGACAAAAACCUAGAAGAGAACAUUUGGGACAUCGAUUUGCCUACUGGAGGACCCGGAAGCUCAGCCCUCAUGUACAGUAAGACCAUGACUGCAACCUAUGACCCAGAGAAUGGGAUGCCGAUGUCUGCCACCAGCCUCUGGUUUGGAGAAAACCCUCUUGCUGACUCUCAGCCGAACUUGCCACCCGCUGAGUUGGCCAAGAUGUACCAGCCACUCUCAGUAGUGGACAAAGCAAUCAACAAUGCAGGGUGGUUGGACUCAUCUCGUUCCCUUAUGGAGCAAGAUAUCCAAGAUGACGACAAGCUGAUGCUUCGAUUUAAAUACAAUGUCUUCUUUGACCUCAAUCCUAAAUAUGAUGCUGUCAGGAUAACGCAGCUGUACGAACAGGCACGCUGGUCCAUCCUGCUGGAGGAGAUAGAUUGCACUGAUGAGGAAAUGCUGAUGUUUGCUUCACUACAGUAUCACAUCUGUAAACUGACCAUGUCAAGUGAACCAUUGGACAACUCCAACGAACCAGAAAUAGAUGAAGUCGAGGCGGCUCUUUCCAACCUGGAGGUGACGCUUGAAGGCAGACACACAGACAGGAUUCUGGAAGACAUUACAGACAUUCCAGAGCUGGCAGAUACCCUCCGACUAUUUAGGCCCAAAAGACUGACGUUGCGGCCUUACAAAGAGUACUGGUUUGUAUUCAAGGACACUACGAUUUCCUACUACAAGAACAAGGAGACUUCCAGUGGAGAACCCAUAGAGCAGCUUCACCUCAGAGGUUGUGAAGUUGUUCCUGACGUCAACGUCACAGACAAGAAGUUUGGCAUCAAGCUUCUGCUCCCUGUGGCUGAUGGGAUGAAUGAAGUGAACAUCCGAUGUGACAAUGAGACGCAGUACGCCAGGUGGAAAGCUGCCUGCAUCCUUGCCUCUAAGGGGAAGACAAUGGCCUACAGCUCCUACAAGUCAGAAGUGAGGAAUAUCCAGUCCUUUUUGCAAAUGAAGAGCCUGGCGCCCCCUCCUGGCCAGUCGGCUCCCGACCUUGACUCAAUGGAGAUGAAUGCUGAGUGUUUUGUUUCCCCACGCUACGCCAAGAAACACAAAACCAAACAGCUGACAACACGUAUCCUGGAAGCCCAUCAGAACAUAGCACAUCUGUCACUAAUGGAGGCCAAAAUGCGAUUUAUUCAGGCCUGGCAGUCACUUCCAGAGUUUGGUAUCAACUACUACAUUGUCAGAUUCAAAGGCAGUAAGAAAGAUGAGAUUCUGGGGAUCUCGUACAAUCGUCUGAUUCGCAUUGACAUGUCCUCUGGCCUCCCCGUCACCACGUGGAGAUUCGCCAACAUGAAGCUGUGGAAUGUCAACUGGGAGAUAAGACAGGUGACUAUAGAAUUUGACCAGAAGGUGACAAUAGCCUUCUGCUGUGUGAGCUGUGACUGCAAGGUGGUGCACGAGUUCAUUGGGGGUUACAUCUUCCUGUCCACACGAGCUAAAGACCAGAACGAGACACUGGAUGAAGAACUGUUCCAUAAACUCACUGGCGGCCAGCAAUGAGAUGACAUAUCAGACUGUUCUUCGUCAGGUGCAUUUGCUGUGUAUUUACUUUGUAACAAGUAACAAUGUAAGCGUUCAGUGGUAAUGUUACACACUGAGCAAAUCACUGCCAAAGAAACAGAGCAACAACUGCAUUUUUCAUUGAAUAAAAUGUAAACAGGUCUAGACAUUUACCCUGCACUACAGAAGUAUUGGUGUUGAUGUAAAUAUGUAGUGAAGAUUUGGUUUUCCCCUAAAAACUUGGAUGAAACUGUAUUUGAAAGAUUUUUUUAAAAAAGGUCAGGAGUUGUUUUUUCAAACUGACAUUGUUUGUAUAAAAACAUUAAAGGUUGGUUUUAUAUAUCGCA
Molecule: messenger RNA, 2455 nt
Organism: Solea senegalensis (Senegalese sole)
Lineage: Eukaryota; Metazoa; Chordata; Actinopteri; Pleuronectiformes; Soleidae
Gene: fermt1
Product: FERM domain containing kindlin 1
Exons: 16
Coding region: 114-2108 (664 amino acids)
Biological process (GO): integrin-mediated signaling pathway; cell-matrix adhesion
Cellular component (GO): focal adhesion
Molecular function (GO): integrin binding
Source: RefSeq, a predicted model, not a curated record